GGGGUCGAGACGUGAAUCGGAAGGGUUGGGCGUUUGUAUAAAGAGGGAGGAGAGAGAUCGAAGGAAAUGACGGAACCACCAACAACUCCAUCGACUGGCGGGCGGUCGUCGAAUGCCAAACCGUCUCUAAUGGAAAGUCUGCUGGGGCUCCUCAGAAUCCGCGUCAAGCGAGGCGUCAAUCUCGCCGUCCGCGACGUCCGUAGCAGCGACCCGUACGUUGUCGUCAAGAUGGGCAAACAGAAACUUAAGACGCGUGUUAUUAAAAAGGAUGUUAAUCCCGAGUGGAAUGAAGAUCUAACUCUUUCUGUCAUAGACCCUAAUGAUCUCGUCAUGCUUACGGUGUAUGACCAUGACACGUUUACCAAAGACGACAAAAUGGGAGAUGCGGAUUUUGAUGUCAAAGCAUAUAUAGAAGCCUUGAGGAUGAAUUUGCAAGGCCUUCCAAGUGGCACCAUAAUCACAAGAGUACAACCAAGCAGGCAAAACUGCUUGGCCGAAGAGAGCUGCAUCUUGUGGAGUGAUGGCAAGGUGGUCCAAGAUCUGGUCCUUAGAUUGAGAAAUGUGGAAUGUGGAGAAGUGGAAAUCCAAUUGCAAUGGAUUGAUCUUCCUGGUUCCAAGGGUUUAUAAAGAUUGUGAAUGCUCCUUUGUUUGCUUUCCUUCAUGUGAGCUCCCUGGUGGGGUUGGUUUGUUCAUAGGUGUGUAUUGAACUGACAUUAUAUGUUUUUGUGUUUGCCUAUGGGUUCCAGUUUGUAGCUCAUUAUAUAGGGUUGAACAAUUUUUGGUAUUAUUGAAUACCAUAAUACUAUUUUGUAUGGCCUUAUAUCAUCUUUUGCUGUGAAUCUCAACUUGUAGCUGCCUGCUCACUCAGCACUUGGCAGGUAUUUAAUUGUGUAUUCGCAAAUUGCUUGAAUAAUAUGAGAUAAAAGCACAUGGAGAUAAUCCUAUCCUACUCAAACA
This is a messenger RNA of Corylus avellana, 957 nucleotides long. NCBI's taxonomy places the organism in Eukaryota, Viridiplantae, Streptophyta, Magnoliopsida, Fagales, Betulaceae. The record is from RefSeq and is a predicted model, not a curated record.